Messenger RNA from Coccidioides immitis RS, 1481 nucleotides. RefSeq lists its product as uncharacterized. The coding region runs from base 321 to 1019 and encodes 232 amino acids. The transcript has a single exon. NCBI's taxonomy places the organism in Eukaryota, Fungi, Ascomycota, Eurotiomycetes, Onygenales, Onygenaceae. The record is from RefSeq and is a predicted model, not a curated record.
CUGGCUUCUUCGUCCACUCCCUCCUGCAACUCUGGUCCCUCUCCCCGAGAGAGAGUUGUUUCUCGAUUCCAUAUUUAUCCUUUAUAACGUUGCAGUUGCUGACCCUGUGAACUAUGCCUCGAUUGUCAGGAAAAUAUCGGCAAUGCCACCUCUAGCACAUUCAUGAAUGGCUGCAAUCUGCCCACGUUAAGCAACCACUCACAUUCCGAUUCGCGUAUAACGGAAACAAAACGUUCUUUGGCUAAGAUAUCUUUUUUUUGAAAUCGAGUUGUUUGCAAAAUACAGUCGAUUUCAGGAGAUCAACGCCUGGAACCAACAAGAUGUCCUGCAUUGUCCGGAUAUUUUGUUGCGUUCCUAGAAAUAGGCAUCAGAAUAAGCCCUGCCACGCGCCACCCCAAACUCAGGUUCGAUACCAAUCGCCCUCCAUUUCUCAAGUGACUGUGGAUCCCACUCGCCGCAGCCGUAACGGAUUUUUCGUCGACGUGGAUGCGGGCGUGGACACGGAGAAUCACUAUAACUCCUUCGUGCCACUGCCGAGAUACACGCCUCGUCCUGUUGACGUUAACCACGACGAGAAACUUCCUACUUUCGAGCAGGUCCAAUCCUGGACCGACAGACGAAGUUCCCAGUACCCGCUUGACGAGAAGACACCAUUGGAUCUCGAAGUGAACCAGGCACGAACGAACAAUGCAAACGACCAUUCGUCGGAUGCCUCGUCCACGUUUUCCGUGCCCAGUAGCUUUGGCAAUACCUCGACCGCCACGACUGAAACACCCCCUCCACCUUACUCUUCAAAUUCAUCAUGGGCACCUUCACGACGAUCUACCUCGUUAUCUACUUCUCCCAGCGUUGCAAGCAUGGUGCAGCGCAGUGAUAUGCCACCGCCAAUAACACAGCCACGACCAGCAUUACGUCGGAGCUAUGAUGGCCAGGGAUCGCCGCGGACAUCCGUCGACCUCCAACGUAGCCGUGGAUCGCAAAGUGAUUUGCCAUUUCCACCAGCAUACUCGAGGCCAUAGACCCGAUCUCAAAGGGCCGUUCGAUGAUGUCGGUUCCUAUUCUCCAGAUAGAACAGAAGUGUCCAUUAUCAUUUUGCCAACAUGAACUAAAAAUGGCUGAUCUCGUGUGCUAUUUCGUCCGAACUACAGCUUAUGAUGGGGGCCAAAUUGUCUUAUCAGAUACAUCAGCUUGUGUUUAAACCUGAGUUCAUAUGCUCACAUCUUGGCGGAACAUUGGUGUUUAAGCCACCAUAUCUCAUAUAUCGUGCACUUUGAAGACUUGGUGCCAACCUCCUUGUGAUUCACUAAUUAUAUCCAGUAUCUGCCCCUCAAUUAUGUUUGUGCAUUUGCUACAUAUUUUCCUAGGAGGAUAUUCAGAGUAAAUAUGUGUAUGUACAGAAAAUUAGGUACAUACAUAAAAUUUAAUGAAGAUAUACGUUUGUGUGAAACGGUAUAUUCAAGUUGUCUCCAUGCCAAGCAUCC